CUGCAUCAUGUAACCGUGUUUCUGAGAUACAUGCACAUCCUUCUUGCUGAGUCAGGUGCCUCUACCUUUUCCUUCAUUGCUGCAUUCUUCCAUACAGUACAUUCUUCUUUCUGUUACAUGUACGUGGUACCAUACCUUGUAUACAUUGUGGAUAAUCAGCAUGGUGAUGAUCCGCUCUCUCUUUGCCCUGCUACUGGCAACUGCAGUUUUGGCGUAUGACGAUGGUCCUCGUCGUCUCCUUGGACGCGAAUGCCCCACAGAUGUGGCAUUCAGUUCGGAGUGUUUGUCGGCUGCGAUGCCACCCUAUCCCAUUUGCAUGAAGCGUUCUGCCUCCGAAUGGGUCGAACAUGCCAUCGAAAGUCAUGCACGCUGCUGUGGAACGGAUACCACCGAGUGCAAAUGUCCGCAAAAGAAUUCAGCUCGAUUCCUCGGGAAGAUAGAGAACCACUGCCACGGCGUGGAAAUCUGCAAGGCGCAAGUUUUGGGAGGCCUUGAUGAGAGCAUUGAAACAGAGAGGUUGGAGAUUGAUGAAGAAGAAGGACAUUAGAAGUAUGGUAGAGAACAGGUGGUACUUGGUGGCUGGUUUAGAUUCACUAGCUAGCUUGUACGGUAAGUAGACCAGACUAGCCAGUAUCUAACAGUACUACGGUGGUAGAGCAAAUAGAUUUUGUGAUCAUUGAUGCUGGAUCUUUGUCAGAUGCGCCACUUAGUACCUGGUACAUCGUAUAGACCACCAGAAUAGUAUGAAAGGCCAGU
Seminavis robusta is the source of this 756-nucleotide messenger RNA. The record is from the annotation of a GenBank genome assembly. NCBI's taxonomy places the organism in Eukaryota, Bacillariophyta, Bacillariophyceae, Naviculales, Naviculaceae.